Rhododendron vialii is the source of this 4450-nucleotide messenger RNA. Its product is annotated as protein TONSOKU. Gene Ontology annotation, molecular function: protein binding. The transcript is spliced from 19 exons. The record is from RefSeq and is a predicted model, not a curated record. NCBI's taxonomy places the organism in Eukaryota, Viridiplantae, Streptophyta, Magnoliopsida, Ericales, Ericaceae. Gene Ontology annotation, cellular component: nucleus. Gene Ontology annotation, biological process: meristem structural organization; response to DNA damage checkpoint signaling; epigenetic regulation of gene expression. Bases 89 to 4105 code for a protein of 1338 amino acids.
AAUACAAAAGCCGCGAAAAAAUAUCAACUCAUCAAACCCUCCAAACCCUAGCUCUCAAUCACCACUACCACCACCACCACUUGGACCAAUGCCUAGAGGAGACGACCCUCAGCUCAGCGUGGCAAAGCAGGCGUACCGGAGUGCGGCCGAGGAAGGGAACCGGCAGGAAGAGGCGAGGUGGGCGAACGUGAUUGGCGAUAUAUUCAAGAACAGGGGAGAGUACGCUCAGGCCCUAAAAUGGCUCCGAAUUGACUACGACGUCUCCGUCAAGUACCUUCCGGAGAAGCAGCUCCUUCCCACUUGCCAAUCGCUCGGCGAAGUCUAUCUCCGUUUCGAGGACUUCAAAAAUGCACUAAUUUAUCAGAAGAAGCAUUUAGAGCUUGCUAAGGACAACAAUGACCCCAUUGAGCAACAAAGAGCCUGCACCCAACUUGGUCGAACUUACCAUGAAAUGUUUCUAAGAUCUGAGGAUGAUCACUAUUCUGUUAGAAAUGCCAAGAAGUAUUUCAUAUCUUCCAUGAACCUUGCCGAAAAUCUCAAGGGGAACCCACCAUCUGGUAAAUCGUCUUUUCUUAAGGAGUAUAUUGAUGCUCAUAAUAACAUUGGAAUGCUCCAAAUGGAUCUUGAUAACUUGGAUGAAGCCCAGAAAAUUCUUAUGAAAGGACUACAAAUUUGUGAUGAAGAGGAGGUAAUUGAAGAUGAUGAUGGCCGUAGUAGGCUCCACCAUAACCUUGGAAAAGUUUUCAUGGAGAUCAGGAAGUGGGAUAAAUCACGAGAGCAUAUUGAAAAGGAUAUCAUGAUUUGUAACAGAAUUGGUCAUAUCCAAGGAGAGGCAAAAGGGUACAUCAAUCUCGGUGAAUUGCAUUACAGGGUGCAGAAAUGUGAGGAUGCAAUUCUUUGCUAUGAAAAGGCGCUUAAACUGGCGAAGUCCAUGGAAGAUGAGGCUGCUUUGGCUGAUCAGAUUCGUCAGAACAUUGAAACUGUAAAAGAAGCAAGGAAGGUAAUGGAUGAGUUAAAGAUAGAGGAACAGAAUUUCAAGAAGCUGAUAAGAAACAUGCCCAUGGCUAGAGGCACAGACAAUGAACGGAAAUGCCUACUGCAGCAAAAUGCAUCUCUUGAUCGUCUUAUAGAUAAAUCAAGCAUGAUAUUUGCAUGGCUGAAACAUCGGGAGUUCGCCAAAAGAAAAAAAAGAGUAGCAAGUGAACUCUGCGACAAAGAAAAGUUGGGCGAUUCAUUUCUAGUCAUUGGGGAGUCAUACCAGAGGCUUAGGAACUUCAGCAAAGCGCUGAAAUGGUACAAAAAAAGUUGGGAGACACACAAAUCAAUUGGAAACUUCGAGGGGCAAGCAUUAGCUAAGAUCAAUAUUGGUGAUGUUUUGGAUUCUGAUGGUAACCACGCUGGUGCUUUGAACGCAUUUAAAGAGGGUUAUGAGAUUGCUCUACAAGCAAACCUUCCUUCUGUUCAGUUAUCUGCACUGGAGAAUAUGCACUACAGCCACAUGAUAAGAUUUGACAAUGUUGAAGAGGCCAGGAGGCUGCAACUGCUAAUUGACGGAUUGAAGCUGUCAAAACCUAGAGAGUUUGAAGCAAAAAAUAUGGAGUCGGACUGUUGCUCUGAAACAGAAACAGAAGGAGAUGAUCUAUCACCAAAUGGGUCUCAUAUGAGCUAUUUCCAAGAGGCAAGUAAUACCAACUCAGCUAAGUCACAAUCUCAGAGCAGAAUGGAAGAGCUAAAUGAUGACCUACCUUUGACUUCACUUCUUCGUUCCCGUAAAAAUCCGACCAAGCAGAAAACUACUUGUGUGCCUGUUACCUCUACAAAGCCAACUCGAGCUUUGCCUGAGAGCAUGCCAAGAUUUACUGAGAGUCAGCAAACAGUUGGUCGAAAACGUAUUCGUGUAAUCCUUUCGGAUGAUGAAGGUGAAAUGUACGAGGAGGUAGAGUGCCCAAGGCAAAGACGUCAGAAAGGUCUGGAAGAAUACAUUGCCACUUCUGAUGAAUUUAAGAAUGGCGAUAAUCUGGCUAGUCCUGCUUUUGAAUUUGAGGAUGUCUUAUUAGUGAACUCCAAAUGUGCUAUGAGUACCUGCACUCCUGCUAAUGUUGAAGAAAGCACUUGUUCAUACAAAUCCAGGACUAAAGUGGCUGUUCAGGAUGCCAAAGAGUUUAGAACUUCAAGCACCAGUGAAGCUGUUAAAAGCUCCACUUUUGAUGCAAACGGUUCUAAGUGUUAUCAUGAUGUCAACGAAAGCCCGUUGCAUAAGCAUGACACUUCUAGUCUCAAUAUGUAUGCUUGUGUUGAUGAAUCAUCUCAAUAUUUGACAUUCAAAAUCGAUGAGGACUUCAUUCAGGUGGAGCUGAGUUCAUGCAUGGUUGGUGAUAAGCUGAAUAUUGAGUGUAUGAAGGUUGAAGUUGCAUGCUUGUAUUAUCUACAACUUCCAACGGAGAAAAGAUCUAGGGGUCUAUUGCCCAUCAUUCAGCACAUGAAAUGUGGUGGAAGAGCUCUUGAUACGUUGGAGGAAAUCGAUACAGUUAAGGAUUUCUUGAAGGGAAAAGGCUGGAUCGAAGUUUCUGUUGAUGGUUGGGUACAGAAGCGUUUGAUGAAAAUUUACAUUGACUGCUGCAAGGAGCUAUCUGAGCCCCCAAAUCUGAAAUUGCUUAAGAAGUUAUAUAAUUUAGAGGUUUCAGAGGACGAAGUUGUCGUGUCUGAUUGUGAAUUGCAAGAUGUAUCAAUAACACCUUUACUGAAUGCCUUGCAAGCUCACAAGACAGUUGCAGUUUUAAACAUUUCUCACAAUUCCUUAGGAAAUGGGACUGUGGAGAAACUUCAGCAGGUUCUUACAUCAUCGAGUCAAAGAUAUGGCAGUUUGAUUUUGGAUUUACACAGCAAUCGCUUUGGUCCAACUGCUUUGUUUCAGAUCUGUGAAUGCCCUGUGCUAUUUGCUCGAUUGGAAGUGCUCAAUAUCUCUGGCAACCGUUUGACUGAUGCAUGUGGAUCUUAUCUUUCUACUAUAUUAAAAAGUUGCAAAGCCCUUUAUAGUUUAAAUGUUGAGCGUUGUUCUAUCACAUCACGAACAAUUCAGAAGGUUGCAGAUUCACUAGAUUCUGAAUCUGUCCUAUCACAGAUUUGUUUAGGAUACAACAACCCUAUAUCUGCUAAUGCCAUAGUAAAUCUCUUGUCCAAACUUUCCACGUUAAAGAGAUUUGCUGAACUAAAUAUGAAUGGUCUGAAGCUAAGCAAGCCUGCAGUAGACAGUCUUUGCCAACUUGCUGAGAACGGGUGCUUGUCGACGUUGAUGCUUGGAGAUACAAGUAUUGGAACUGAUGGAGCACUGGAGUUAACUAAGUCCUUGUCAAAUCAGACCCAAGAACUGCUAAAACUUGAUCUGUCCUCUUGUGGACUAACAUCUCAAUACAUUGCCAGACUUAACGCUCAAGCCUCGCUGAUCACCAGUAUAACUGAGCUGAACCUUGGAGGAAAUUUAAUUCUGCAUGAGGGUGGAAGUGCAUUGGUGUCGCUACUAAAAAACCCACUUUGUUCUUUAAAAGUAUUGGUUCUGGGCAACUGCCACCUUGGGCUUCUUGGUAUUCUUUUGAUACUUCAGGCAUUACCUGAUCGUUGCUCCUUAGAAGAGCUCAAUCUUUCUGCAAAUGUCGAUUUUGACAAACAUCAUACUCCGGUAUAUGAAUCAACAGUGGCAGAAAGCCCGAAAUCUGUGCAGACAAAUAAAGACAUUUCCAAAUCUUCUUUCAAGACAGACUGUGAUCAGCUUGAAGCUGCUGAUAGCGAAGAUGAUCAAAAUAGGAUCAAACCUGCUGUAUCGGGUCCUAGUGACAGUUGCAUGAGCUCUUGUCACAGGAAUGCUUACAAUCAAGAGAUAGAAUUGGUUCAAGACCUUUCAACUGCCAUUGGGUUGGCAAAGCACUUGAAACUACUGGAUCUCAGUAUGAACGGGUUCUCCUUGGAAACUGCAGAAAUGUUAUAUGCUGCGUGGUCUAAGAGUUCGAGAGCUGGUUUAGCUCAGAGGCACAUACAAGAUAAGAUAGUACACUUGUCGGUUCAGGGGCGCAAGUGUUGUGGGGUGAAAUCUUGCUGCCGAAGAGAUUAGUUUUUUUGCCACCGAAAUUUCUUCCUCCAAAUCUCUCUGGCACAUGUAAAGAGCUUCCCUGCAGCUAAUUUCAAGCAGUUGCAACUUCUGUUUAGUAGCAAAAAUUAUUGCAGUAGCAAUUUGGGUGUACUGGCAAUUAAGUAUGUAUAGUUAUUUACAUAGUGACCUGUAUUAGGAUCAGUUUGGAUGUGGUACAUGAUGAAAACAUGCCACUUUGUUUAUUCAUGCAUGUAUAAGAAUAUUACGACCUGAUAUUUACGGUACCACGCAUUCUCCGUUCUUGUACAAUUAUUUCUCAGAGACGAGAUUCGGGUGUUCAAUUGAUAUUGUUCGAGGUUAUUCAAA